AUGUCCAGCAAAGGUUUCGAAUUCUCUUCUAUUGACCACGAAACUCUUUUGUUGUUCGACACCAUUGCUCAAUCAUUGAUUUCUUGUUUUCAAAUAUGUCAUUCAACAACAUUUUGUUACAUUUUCGAUUUUGAUCAUCAAUCACAUCGUUGUCGUAUCUUUGAAGGUGAUAUAACUAAUAGCGGUUCAAUUGUUGCUUCUUCAUCUUCUUCAUCUCGCGUCGGAUCAAUCAAAUUGUAUCCAGAACAAUUUGCUAGCCGAGGACAAUCAUGUUCAUUUUGUCAAAAAAGUCGAUAUUUGACAUGUGUGAAUGGUACUUGUCAAUGUCACGCACAUACAUAUUUUGAUGGAUCUAUUUGUCAAAUUCAAAAAUUACUUGGAGCUAAUUGUAUUAUUAAUGCAGAAUGUCGUCUAGAUCUAAAUUAUACAUGUUUACCGCGUCAACAAUGUGGCCUGGCAUCAAUGCAGACUGCAACUACUGUUGCUGGCUAUGGUAAUGGUACGGGAGGAAGUUCUCUUAGUGCUCUUCACUUUCCUACAGGAUUAGCAGUAGGAGUUGACAAUUCACUUUACAUUGCUGAUUAUGGCAAUAAUAGAGUAAUUAAAUUAUCAGAAGGAUCUUCAGUGGGUUCCAUCGUUGCUGGUACUGGAAUAUCAGGUAACAGUGCCAAUCAAUUGAAUGGACCAACAGGUUUACAUGUCGAUGCAUCAUUAAAUAUCUACGUCGCUGAUAGUAAUAACUUUCGAAUAAUGUUUUGGCAAAGAAAUUCAUCAAUGGGUGUAAAAGUUGCAGGAAGCGGAGUUUCUGGAAGUACACUUAAUAGUUUUUCUACUAUAGCUGGUUUAUUUGUUGAUUUACAAGGAAAUAUUUAUCUUUGUGAUUGUAAUAAUCAUCGUGUAAUGAAAUUUGCACCAAAUGUCACUAAUGCUGUCAAUGUAGCAGGUACUGGAGUGUCAGGAAGUAGCAGUUAUCAGCUCAAUAUGCCUUAUGGUGUCUAUUUUGAUGAUGUUAAAUCAUAUCUUUAUGUUGCUGAUUAUAAUAAUCAUCGAAUUCAACGUUAUACUGUGGGUGUGUCAACGAAUGGUACCACUGUCGCCGGAGGAAAUGGAAUUGGAUCAGGAAGUCAGCAGUUAUAUUUACCAUAUUCUGUAUGCGUGUCGAAAAUAACUAAUGCCAUUUACAUUGCCGAUUCAGGCAACAACCGUGUACAACGCUGGAGUUCUGGAGCAACAAGUGGAGUAACUAUAGCAGGUAAUGGUGCAUUAACCAGUAAUUACUCAACAUCAUUAUUCGGAGCUAUGGACAUUAGAUUAAGCAUUAAUGAUACUAAUCUAUUUGUAAGUGAAAUGAAUUAUAAUAGAGUAUGGCGUUUCAAACUCGUAUAA
Molecule: messenger RNA, 1386 nt
Organism: Rotaria sp. Silwood1
Lineage: Eukaryota; Metazoa; Rotifera; Eurotatoria; Philodinida; Philodinidae
Source: the annotation of a GenBank genome assembly